CGUCCCCGCCGCCGGAAGCGGCGCGCGCGGGGCGGUGGCGGGACAUGGAUCCUGAGGAGGAGGUGCCUGAGCUGUCCGACGGCGAGGGCGCCUGGAACGACGACGAGGAGGAGGAGGAGGAAGGCGCUGCCGUGGCCCAGCAGACCCGCUGCCUCUUCUGCGACAGGUUGUUUAGUUCUGCUGAAGCUGUGUUCUCCCACUGCAAAACAGAGCAUCAGUUUGAUGUUAGUGAUGUGAUCCAGAAAUAUGGACUCGAUUUUUAUGGGUACAUUAAACUAAUAAACUUUGUCAGAUUAAAGAAGCCAACUGGAGCAUAUUUGAGUUCUCUCAGCAGCCCACUGCCUUGGGAAGGAGACCAAUAUUUGAAACCAGAACUUGAAGAUGAUCUCCUUCUUCAGUUUGACAUAGAAGAUCUUUGUGAACCUGUAAAAGUUUUGCCUUCUAAUGGCUUAAGUGAUACCAUGGUGCUCCUUGAACAAUUAAAACGUGCUGAACAGAGAGCCAGAGCCGCAGAAGCAGCCUUGGCUAGAGCACAAGAUGACCUUCAGAAAAUGAAACAAUUUGCUCAGGAUUUUGUGAUGAACACAGAUGUCAGGAGCAGCUCGUCAUCCAGCGCCAUUGCAGACCUUCAGGAGGAUGAGGAUGGUGUUUACUUCAGCUCCUAUGGGCAUUAUGGGAUACACGAGGAGAUGCUAAAGGAUAAAGUCCGUACGGAGAGCUAUCGUGACUUCAUCUAUCAAAACCCACAUAUCUUCAAGGACAAGGUGGUUUUGGAUGUUGGCUGUGGGACUGGAAUUCUCUCCAUGUUUGCUGCCAAAGCGGGUGCCAAGAAGGUGAUUGGAGUUGACCAAUCUGAAAUCAUCUAUCAGGCCAUGGACAUCAUUAGAUUAAAUAAACUUGAAAAGAUUAUUACAUUAGUCAAAGGAAGAAUUGAGGAAGUUGAUCUGCCUUUGGAAAAAGUGGAUGUAAUUAUAUCUGAGUGGAUGGGUUAUUUCCUUCUGUUUGAGUCAAUGCUGGAUUCUGUCAUCUAUGCAAAGGACAAGUACCUGGCAGAGGGAGGCUCAGUUUAUCCUGACUUGUGCGCCAUCAGUCUGGUAGCUGUUGGGGAUAUGAAUAAACAUGGCGACAAGCUGCUUUUCUGGGAAGAUGUCUACGGCUUUGACAUGUCUUGUAUGAAGAAAGCUGUAAUUCCGGAAGCUGUUGUGGAGGUGCUGGAUCCAAACACACUGAUAUCUACAGCCAGUGUCAUUAAGCAUAUCGACUGCAGUACUGCAUCUGCUCCAGACUUGGAAUUCUCUUCAGAUUUCACCCUGAGCAUUACAAUGAGCACACAGUGUACGGCAAUUGCUGGUUACUUUGAUGUAUUUUUUGAGAAGAACUGCCACAACAAGGUCUUUUUUUCAACUGGUCCCCAGUGUACCAAAACACACUGGAAACAGACAAUUUUUCUCCUGGAGAAGCCAAUUCCUGUAGAAGCAGGAGAGGCCCUGAGAGGAAAGAUCACAGUCCGCAAGAACAGAAAGGAUCCGCGAUCCCUCAUCAUCACCCUCUCAGUGGAGGACACCCAGCAGACAUACAGCCUUCAGUGAAACUCUGUCCGUGUCUGGGAGGGGCUCAAUUCAAAUGCUGCAUUUGACUGCUGAUAACUCUUCUGAAAUAUCCAGAAAUGGUAAACUCUUGGUUUGUGUGUGUGUGGACACACACAAGAAUAUGGAAAAGUUACCUAGAGCUGAGAUUUAUGACAAAAUCAGAUCCUGCUGCUUCACGUGGUGUGAGGAAAGCAAGAAAGAUGGGUUUGGGUUACCUGAGACUGCUAGGUGAGAAAAAAUGAGUCUGAAGUCUUGCUGUAAGGAACAAUAAAUAUGAUCUCUCAGUAAUGUUUUAUUCUUCCACUGGCAAAAUCCUUGUAUAGUAUUUUUUUUUGUGAAAGAAGCAGCUUAGUCAUAUGUGAGUGUACCUCAACAGUAGCUGGAAAAUCCCAAUGGGAAUAAUUUUUGAAUUCCAGCUGCAAGAUUGGGGCAACAAAGACGGUAUUUUUACUACACUUCUGCAGUUUAAAAGUUGUACACGUUUCAGUUACAUUUGUCUAAAUAAAUGAACUCAGUGUAAUAUAUAAUGCAGUUGCUGCUUUCCUUGUGUUCUGUGUAAUUGGAAAUUCUGUCUGUCCUGUGAUGGCUCAUUUAUUUGUGCCUACAGUUUUUUCUCUAUAAACCUGUUGGAGCAUAGUUGCAUGGAAGUAUGUCUCUUAGCAGCUUUGGGGAAAACACAACAAACAAAAAGCAGUUGCUGGAAGGGUGGGUUUGGUUUGGCUUCUUACAGAAACACUAGACACUCAAAGGUUGACUGUUCAGGGGAGGGGGGGGUGUGUGCAUGUAGGUAUUCAUUUUAAUUUCUUUUAGGCUCCUUAAAUGUCCUGAUUAACAUGUGGAUGUUCAGGAGCUUGACUCACAUAACAGGAAUGCUCAGGUACUGAUUUUAGAUCCCUCCGUUUAUGCAAAUAAGACUGCACACAGUUCUUAAAUUCUAUCUAUUUUCAGAAUAGGCUUCACUAUAAAAAACUUCAUUAAAAAAUGAGACAAUUGCACACACAAAAAAAGUCAAAGAUGCAAGUUUUAUUUCCCAGUGGUAUCUGAGAAGUGGGAAUGCUCUACACGGAUAAACACGGGUGAGUCUCAGUGAGCUGCUAACACUUGUCUAGCUUGGUGACAUAUAUCCAUUUUGGUCUUGUUCAAGGCCCUUCCAAUCUGAGGUUUUUUAUACUUCUGCAGAUUUUAUGUUUGUGUAAAUGUUGCUGUAGAAGGCAAGAAGAGAAGAAAAAGAAUGCAAAGGUAGAGCAGUGCAAAGCCUGGUAGAGAGUUUGUGUAGCCUUGGGUUGCAGGGCUAAAAGAUAAAAGAGGCUUGAAAAUGUGUAAAUACUAUCUUAAAAUAAAUAAA
Motacilla alba alba is the source of this 2934-nucleotide messenger RNA. RefSeq names its product protein arginine methyltransferase 3 (gene PRMT3). Gene Ontology annotation, biological process: peptidyl-arginine methylation. Gene Ontology annotation, cellular component: nucleus. The record is from RefSeq and is a predicted model, not a curated record. The coding region runs from base 45 to 1589 and encodes 514 amino acids. The transcript has 15 exons. Gene Ontology annotation, molecular function: protein-arginine N-methyltransferase activity. Lineage: Eukaryota; Metazoa; Chordata; Aves; Passeriformes; Motacillidae.